Messenger RNA from Pseudogymnoascus destructans, 1837 nucleotides. RefSeq lists its product as uncharacterized. NCBI's taxonomy places the organism in Eukaryota, Fungi, Ascomycota, Leotiomycetes, Thelebolales, Thelebolaceae. The coding region runs from base 235 to 1107 and encodes 290 amino acids. The record is from RefSeq and is a predicted model, not a curated record. Gene Ontology annotation, molecular function: DNA binding. The transcript has a single exon. Gene Ontology annotation, cellular component: nucleus.
CACUGAGCCAAAAAGACUACAGUAUUCUAGCUUGGUGGAAUACGCGUAACACGCUAUAUAUAUAUACAGUAUAACCUCCUUGGUACGAUAUUCAAUAGGCCAAUAUCCUCGAUAGUACGAUAUUUUUUUAGGAACCGAUUCAAAUACCACACAAAAUACGAUAUUCACGGUAUCCUAACAAUUUCAUCAAGUAUCGUCUUAUCGUAUACCGUUUCGUCAUUACAGCUAUUGAAUAUGGCACGCAAACAGCAGAUACUCCUUGAACAGCGACGUGCUUUACGGGCUUGGGCACAUAAACAACACCCACGACCGUCCCAAAAAGCGUGUAUCGAGUGGUUCCAGCAGCAGUACAACCAUAAGAUCAGCCAAUCUAGUGUCUCCGAGCCUCUUUCGACACACUUCGACAGGCUCAAUAAUAUCAAAGACAGCAAUCGCGCACGCCUUCGACUUGGGCAGUGGCCAGAUCUUGAGAAGAUCUUGAUUCUUUGGCAGCAUCACAUCGAAGAGAAAGGAGGGGUGACAAGUGGAGAACUGCUUCGACAGAAAGCUCACCAGAUCUGGCAGCAAUUACCUCAAUACGCUAGCCAACCUUGCCCUGAAUUCAGCAACGGAUGGAUGCAGAAAUUCAAGAAACGACAUAAUAUCAAAGAGUACACACAACACGGCGAAGGAGGGUCUGUUCCUACAACAGCAGAAGAAGAGAUGAAGGCUUUGCGGACAUUAGCGGGGGAGUUUCAAGAAAAAGAUAUAUACAACAUGGAUGAGACAGGAUUAUUCUGGAAGAUGACACCAUCGAGAGGUCUUGCAACUUGUGCACAACCAGGAUUAAAGAAGGAGAAAGCACGGGUCUCUUUAGUCCUCUGUGCUAAUGCAACUGGAAAUGAUCGACUUGAUGUCUGGAUUAUUGGCAAAGCAAAGACUCCACGAGCUUUUAAGAAUAUCAAUGUUGCAACUAUGGGAGCGCAAUGGAGAUGGAAUAAGAAAGCAUGGAUGAAUACAACAGUGAUGGUUGAAUGGCUUCAAGCUUUCUAUUUACAUAUUGGAAGUACAAGGCGAGUCUUAUUAACAAUGGACAACUCUCAGCACAUUACACAGCGUUGGAAUUAGCACCUCCACCUGCAAAUAUACAAAUUUUCUGGCUGCCUGCAAAUUCAACAAGUCGAUUUCAGCCUUUGGAUCAAGGAAUUAUUCAGUCAUUUAAGGCUAAUUAUCGUCGACAAUGGCUGUCUUAUAUGCUAGAAUGCUUUGAGGCAAAUCAAGACCCUCUUAAGUCAAUGAAUAUACACCUUGCAAUUCGCUGGAUUGUACGAAGCUGGAACCACUUCCUUACAAAUACAACUAUAUACAACUGUUUUCGCAAGUCAACUCUUGUCACUUCUCCAAUCUCUCUUCCUACACCACUUAAUCCACCAAACAUAUCAGCUCUCUAUGAUCAGGUAGCAAGGGCUGGGAAUAUACAUGAUGCAAUGGCAAUUUCAAACUUCCUAAAUCUAGAAGAGGAGGUUGAAGUAGAAGAAGAGGGUGAAGCAAACCAAGAACAAGUCUUGCAAGACUUGAUAGCAGAACAUUUAGGUGUAUCUCAAACACAAGAUGACGACGACGCGAAGAAGAAGGGCAGCUUGAAGAGCCUGUCUACUCUAUACAAGAAGCUCGGAAGGCUAUGCAGGUUCUUAUUAAAUUUACUGAAGGUAGUGCUGAGCUCCAAACAGCUCAUUUAAGAGCAAUUGAGCAUCUGGAGCAUGAAUUGGAGGCAUUAGACCAGAAUAGGCAUGUUCAAAGUAAUUUAGAUGGAUGGCUUACAUAAGCUCCAAUAAUACGAUUUAUUCGAUAGAACGAU